AUGCUUAUAUCUAGUCUUGUAAGGUCAUCUGCGAGACUCGUGCAAUCUCCCGGACUUCGACUAGUACCUGUAUAUAACUCUUCAUUAACUCUCUAUGGAAUAGGAGCCAGCAAAAAAUGUCGGCAAUUGUCUACGUUAAAUGGAAUACCUUUAGUUCGACAUGAAAGGAAGGGCCAAAGGCGCCUUCCUACAGUCCAAAUCCUCCGUGCGAUACGAUUGCAGAAGCAAUUUCUAAAAUUACAAGGAUUCUUUCGAUUGUAUUCAACAGAAACCCCUUCAAAACCGCGUAUACCUCCUCCCGCAUUACCUUCUACCUCAUUGCAACCACCAAGGAAACCCUUGCUUUCACGAUUUUUUUCCAGGAUAAAGAAUGUUCUAUUUAGGCAAAACAAAUUUUUGACGCUUGAUAAUGCUACAGCUUUCUUCAGCUGGUGGCUCGUCAGCCAUCUUGUUUGGAUUAUCCUUGGAACGACUACUUUCUUUUCUAUAUUAUUGUACACACUUAAUUCAGUGUCGGCUCAAGGGUAUUUUGGGAAAUGGAUUGGACAAUUAAUGACAAAAAAUACUGGUUUCGAAGUUGUCUUUGAAAGCGCGAUUGUUCCCAAUUGGAGAAAAGGUCUAAUUACAUUUAACAAAAUUCAAGUUCGAAGGCGGCCAGAAGUUUUAUCCACAAAUUUAGAAAAUGCAUCAGACAAGCCAGAUUAUGAAGAAGAAUAUAUGGCCUUGCGACAGAGUUACGAUUACGAUGCAGCACCCUCGGUCUCUGAAGACAUUCAAGUACUGAAGCAAGGAAACUAUACCCAAUUUGACUUGUCGAUAGACAAGGCUGAUGUUUCUUUUAGCUUUGCCAGGUUUUUGAAUGGAAAGGGAAUUGUUAAAGAGCUUGUCAUAAGCGGAGUUCGCGGUGUUGUUGAUCGACGAUUUGUUCAAUCGGAUCUUUCGAUAGAUCCUAGAUCAUACCGAAGACAACAUAAUUGGGGAGAUUUCGAAAUUGAACGCUUCAAGCUGGAAGAUUUACGGGUUACGCUAUUGCAGCCUGAUAAUUUUAGACAUUUCCCUGUCAGCGUCUUUUUCUGUGAACUUCCCAAGCUCAGGAAGCAAUGGCUAUUUUUUGAUGUAAUGAAUGCUACAAACUUGACAGGAAGUUUUGACAACAGCAUGUUUACGAUACACAGAUUGCAGCUCAAGCCAGAUUCACCUUAUAUGAAGCCAUAUGAACAAUCGCCAGACAUGCGACAUGGAAGGCUUAGAAUUGAUAAUCUUGCUAUUGAUCAUUUGAAUCGAGGGGUUUCAGGUGCCUUCGGAUGGAUUAAUGAUGGAGCAGUUGACUUUUCAGUAAACAUUUCUUGUCCUUCAGAACCUGCUCAAAGUUCGUUGAAGCGUUACAUUGAUCAGGUCUUAUUGAAUGCUAAGUUAACAGAAAAGAAAGAAUAUCCAGUUCCUGAUGUAUAUUUUGAUGUGGAUGUUCAAUUGCAUAAUCCAAAAGCGGCUAUACCUAUUUUUACCAAUCAAAUGGGCUACGUGAAUAAUGCUUUACUUCGACCGAUCGUUGCUUACAUUAAUUCAACCCGUACCUUUAUUCCUAUAAUGUGUCAUUUAUCAAAACCGUUGUCAGAUUUCGAUGGAAGCUGGACCUUUUAUGAUAGUGGUGUACUGCAAGAAAUAUCUUCGCAGGUAUAUGAUUCAUUUGCAGAAGACGUGUUAAAUCAGGAGCUUCGAAGGAAAAGAAUUCGAAAAGUUGGGUAUUGGAGUUUACAACGUAUCUUACAUCUCAUUCUAUUAUCUUUGCAGGAAUUAGCUCCUACUCCAGCGCCAGUAUCACACGCCAGUUAA
Schizosaccharomyces osmophilus is the source of this 1833-nucleotide messenger RNA. It is a transcript of the gene mdm31, whose product is annotated as mitochondrial inner membrane protein Mdm31. Gene Ontology annotation, cellular component: mitochondrial inner membrane. The record is from RefSeq and is a predicted model, not a curated record. The coding region runs from base 1 to 1833 and encodes 610 amino acids. NCBI's taxonomy places the organism in Eukaryota, Fungi, Ascomycota, Schizosaccharomycetes, Schizosaccharomycetales, Schizosaccharomycetaceae. The transcript is spliced from 2 exons. Gene Ontology annotation, biological process: mitochondrion inheritance.